AUGGUCAACCCCACACCCCUCUCUUCCCUCACCUGGACCGCCCACCAGAUUCCCGCGUACGGGCAGCACCCCAACACCUCCCUACAACACUUUCCCCUCCUCAUCUACCGCUCCUGCCUGCCCUCCACUCUCACGCACGAAGAGGCAGAAGAGUUCUUCUCUUCAGUCGGGGUUGUCAAGCCGGACUGGAGAUCCCCCAUGUCAUUGAUCUCCCACUACCACUCAAACACACAUGAGUGCAUGGUGGUCUCUGCUGGCUCGGCCAGGCUGUGCUUUGGCGGUCCUCCAGAUGAGGGCAAGAAUGAAGGAAGGGUAGAGGUGGAAGUACAUGUGGGCGAUGUCAUGCUCGUUCCUGCUGGAGUCAGUCACGGGAUGCUGCAGAAUCUCGGCGGCUUUGAGAUGACGGGAGCGUAUCCCAUCGGAGCAGAGUCUUGGGACUUUUGCGAUGGGACUGAAGCAGACAGGGAAGAGUCGUGGGAAAAGAUCAGGAAGGUCAAGUGGUUUGACAGCGAUCCUGUCUAUGGGGAUGGGGGGCCUGUAAUGAAGUAUGGCGCAGGAGCGCUAGUCUCAAGUGUACUGUAG
Cryptococcus amylolentus CBS 6039 is the source of this 582-nucleotide messenger RNA. RefSeq lists its product as hypothetical. Bases 1 to 582 code for a protein of 193 amino acids. NCBI's taxonomy places the organism in Eukaryota, Fungi, Basidiomycota, Tremellomycetes, Tremellales, Cryptococcaceae. The transcript has a single exon. The record is from RefSeq and is a predicted model, not a curated record.